Adineta ricciae is the source of this 966-nucleotide messenger RNA. NCBI's taxonomy places the organism in Eukaryota, Metazoa, Rotifera, Eurotatoria, Adinetida, Adinetidae. The record is from the annotation of a GenBank genome assembly.
AUGUCAACUCCUUCGGCUAAGACUGCAUCAGCAGGUAGUAAAACAAAAACAUCAACGACGACCACCACUGUCGUUAAAACGACAACUACAACAACGAAAGCACCACAACAAAAGUUAGCUACUACACUUGGUGCUGGUGCCAAAGUGAAAAAAGCUAAAACAACACCUAGCGGCAAAAAGGCCAUCAAUGCUCAUUCCAACCGCGAAUUGGGCAGCAAUGGUUUAAUGCGAUUCUCUCGUGGUCGCAUGUUCCGUCGACGUGCUUUAUAUCGUAUCGACAAAUGGAAAGGUGCUCAAGCUAAAUUGCAAGGAGAUAAAACAAAGAAGACAGCCGGUAGCAUUCAAAAGAAAAAACAACGUAGAUCGACGUUGACUAAAAAACCAGUCGGUGGUGAUCGUAAUGGUAAACAACGUCUUGUUCAAACAAAACGAACUCCACGUUAUUAUCCAACUGAAGAACGACAAAAGAAGUUCAGUGUUAAGCGAAAACGUUUCGGCGAUCAUCCACGUCGUUUUCGAUCAACACUUACACCUGGUUCAGUCGUUAUUCUUGUUGCUGGUAAACAUGCUGGAAAACGUGCCGUAGUCGUUAAACAUCUAUCAUCUGGACUCUUAUUGAUCACUGGUCCACAUAAAGUAAAUGGUGUACCACUACGUCGUAUAAAUCAAAUUUAUGUCAUCGGAACGAGUACUAAACUUGAUCUCUCAUCAGUCAAAACCGAUGAUUUGGAUGAUAAAUUCUUCAAACGUGUUCGAUUAGCCAAGAAGAACGCUGAAAAGGAUAUCUUUGAUUCGAAGAAAGAAAAAACUCAACUUAGCGACAAACGUCGCCAAGCUCAACGUGACAUCGAUACAGCCGUUCUUGCUGCUGUUAAAGCACAUUCCGACUCACGUCUUCUUCGUCGUUAUCUUAAAAGUCGUUUUCAACUCUGGAAUGGUGUUUUGCCACACAAGUUGAAAUUUUAA